Molecule: messenger RNA, 1437 nt
Organism: Knipowitschia caucasica
Lineage: Eukaryota; Metazoa; Chordata; Actinopteri; Gobiiformes; Gobiidae
Source: the annotation of a GenBank genome assembly
AUGGGUUCCAGGAUUCAGAUAAAAAUGUGUUGGGCCUUCACCAUCAGCUGGGUUGUGAUGCUGCUGCAGAUGAUGUGUUUAGAGGCAGUGCCCAUCAGCAUAGACAAGACCAAAGUGAAGGAGCCAGAGCAAGUGGAAACUCCCCCAGCCAGUGUGGACACUGGGCUCCAUUAUGACCGGUAUCUAAGAGAAGUAAUAGAUUUCUUAGAAAAGGAUCAACAUUUUAGAGAAAAGCUUCAUAACACAGACAUGGAAGACAUUAAACAAGGUAAACUUGCUAAAGAGCUGGAUUUUGUUGGCCAUAAUGUCAGAACAAAACUUGAUGAAUUGAAAAGACAAGAGGUGAACAGACUGCGCACACUUAUCAAAGCAAAACAGGAUAUUGAAGGAGGAAAUGACAUGGCUGUGGAUCACCAAGCUCUGUUAAAGCAGUUUGAGCACCUUAACCACAUGAACCCACAUACAUUUGAAGUAGAUGAUCUAGACCGCCUCAUCAAAUCGGCUACUAAGGAUCUGGAGAACUAUGACAAAGAAAGGCAUGAGGAGUUCAAGCAGUAUGAGAUGAUGAAAGAGCAUGACCGGCUAGAGCAUCUGAAGACACUCAAUGAUGAGGAAAGGAAAAAAGAGGAGGAGCAUUACGAGGAGAUGAAGAAAAAACAUGCAGACCACCCCAAAGUCAAUCAUCCUGGGAGUCAAACCCAACUGAAGGAAGUCUGGGAGGAGGCUGAUGGUCUGGAUCCAGAGGAUUUUGACCCGAAGACCUUUUUCAACAUUCAUGACACCAACGAUGAUGGCUUCUUUGAUGAGAAAGAACUAGAGGCUUUGUUCACCAAAGAGUUGGAAAAAAUCUAUGAUCCUGCUAAUGAAGAAGACGAUAUGGUGGAAAUGGAGGAAGAAAGGUUACGAAUGAGAGAACAUGUUAUGAAUGAGGUGGAUACAAACAAAGACAGACUUGUGUCAUUAGAAGAGUUCCUGAUUGCUACAAAGAAAAAGGAAUUUUUAGAACCAGACAGUUGGGAGACCCUGGAGCAGAAUCAAGCUUACACAGAUGAAGAAAUGAGAGAGUUUGAGGAUCAUCUGGCUCAACAGGAAAAGGACUUAAACCAGAAGGCCGUAGAUCUACAAAAACAGAGACAAGAACUGGAGAAGCAGCAAGAGCAGCUCAAUGCUCAAAAACAAGAACUUCAGCAGGCGGUUGAGCACAUGGAGCGCCUCAAAUCACAGAAAAUAGAACCACCACAAGAGGUCCAUAUUGAAGGUAAUGCUAUUCCAAUAGCAGAGCAUCCUGCACCAGAAGGCCAUCCAGAGAACCAGAUUGUGCCUGAAGCAGCUCAGCCUCAACAGCCAAACCAGGACACUGCUUUGCACGGAGCGCCACAAAUGCACCAUCAGGCUCCAGGACACCAGGAAACUCCACCAGAACAAAACAUGUUAUAG